AACCCUACUUUAUCUGUGAUUUCAACGACCUACAAAUCGGAAAAGGUCGAUCCUACGGUUAAACAUAAAACCGUCCAGAUCAUCAGGACGGCAUAGAUUUAGCUUCAUCCAGAAUCAAACAUGUUGCGAACGAUUGUAUUUCGAAACCAGUUACUAAACAAUAGCUUAAAUAAAGUGGUCAGGAGUAACAUCACGAGAUGUGUUAGCACCGAGUUGGCCCGUCGAAAGCACCCUAGCAAAUUACUCUCAGCAUCAUACGUCAAGCGAGUGCUCGCCGCCCCACAAUGGACACCUCAGCUAAGGCACUACUCCGACCUGCCCUCACACUCGAAGGUGAACCUCCCCGCACUGUCGCCUACCAUGGAGAGCGGCUCCAUAGUCAGCUGGGAGAAGAAGGAGGGAGAUAAGCUCAGUGAAGGCGACUUGCUCUGCGAAAUCGAAACAGACAAGGCGACCAUGGGCUUCGAGACCCCCGAAGAAGGCUACCUGGCCAAGAUCCUGAUCCCGGCCGGCACCAAGGGCGUGGCCGUCGGGAAGCUGCUCUGCAUCAUUGUGGAGAACCAGGCUGACGUCGCUGCCUUCAAGGACUUUAAGGAUGACUCCACUGGAGCCCCUGCGAAGCGCCCAGCCGAAAAAGCCCCGGCAGCUGCGGCCCCGGCCGCGCCCGGCGCGCCGGCGCCCCCGGCCGCGCCCGCCCCCGCGGCCCCCGCAGCCCCCGCCGCCCCCGCCGCCGCCGCCGCGCCCGGAGGUAGGGUGUACGCGAGCCCCAUGGCCCGGAGACUGGCCGAGAUUAGGAACAUCCGCCUGGGAGGUACGGGCUCCGGCCUCUACGGGUCCCUGAAGAGCGGCGACCUCUCCGCCGCCGCCGCGCCCGUCUCCUUCGCCGUGCCCACCCCCGCGCCCGGCGCCACCUUCGUCGACAUACCGCUGUCCGGCAUGAGGGAAACCAUCGCCAAGAGACUGAGCGCCGCGAAGCAGCAGAUACCGCAUUACCAGCUGGUUGCUACGGUCAAUAUUGAGAAGACAUUGGAAAUGCGAGAGAGGAUCAAUGCUAGAUUAGCUAAAGAAAGCCCCGGUGUUAAGGUGUCCGUGAACGAUUUCAUCAUCAAAGCCGUGGCGGCGGCGUGCAAGCGCGUCCCCACCGUCAACUCGCACUGGAUGGAGACAUCUAUCAGACAAUUCUCGAACGUAGACGUAAGCGUAGCCGUAGCGACGCCCACCGGCCUAAUCACGCCCAUCAUUUUCAACUCCGAUUCCCGCGGUGUCAUCGACAUCUCGAAAAACAUGAAGGAGCUCGCACAGAAGGCUAAGGACGGCAAACUGCAGCCCCAGGAGUACCAAGGAGGCACCGUGACUGUCUCCAAUCUUGGAAUGUAUGGCAUCACAAUGUUCAACGCGAUCAUCAACCCGCCGCAGUCGCUGAUCCUGGCGUGCGGAGGCGUUCAGGAGUUGGUUAUUCCUGAUGAGAAGGCCGAGAAAGGAUUCCGAUUAGCCAAAUUCGUGUCGUUCACGGCGUCCGCCGACCACAGGGUGAUCGACGGCGCGGUCGGAGCCGAAUGGAUGAAGGUCUUCAAACAGAACAUGGAGGACCCCGCCAACAUCAUCCUGUGAACAACCUCUACACGCCCCAUUUGUCCGUUGGACCGAUAACCUUCUAAGGCCCAGCCAUACAAAUGAAAAGCCCAAAAUUUGCCACUGAAAUUUGAACCUAUAGUGCAGAGAAUAGAGUUGAUUUUUAUUUGUUAGAAAAUUUAACGAUACAAAAGAAAUGCAACUCUGUUCCAAUUGAAUAUGGUUUAAAUUACAUCGAACUGAAGAAGUACUAUAUGUCGGACCCUGGGCCUUAGGAGGACAAGCUCUGCACUGAACCAGUGAAAUUUAAUCGACAGGGAACGGUUUGCUUUUAAAUCAAUAGCGAUGUACAUGCGACCGUUCUAAUGACUAAAUUUCGUUGGAGUUGAAAGUACUUAUAGACCUUUGGGCGUUAGGUUAUAAGUGUUAUGCUCUGGUUUCCUACGAUAGCGGUGCCGUCAUAUAGCGGCCGUCUCCAUACAAAUACUACGACAUCCAUAUUUAGCCGUAUUACUUAGUAUGGAGACGGCCGCUAUAUGACGGCACCGCUAUCCUAGGAAAAUCGAUCUUUACGUUUACCUUACGCCCCGAAAUAGUCCUAUAAAAUGAGCACAUGCACGACUUUGAUUUGCAAAAAAUGUUGUCAUGUAAAUGUUUGUGCAUAUUAGCAUUUAUUGAUUUUCGUGGGCAUGUAAUGCCCUUAGCUCGCUUGAGAUUGUACAUAUGUAAGCGUUAUCAUGUUCUUUUUGUUCAUAUUGUUUUUGUUAUUUAAUAAUCAGUGUUCUUACGAGCUUUUAUCAGAUGGUCCAUUGUAUAAAUCGCGGGUUAGACUUUAGUAACCAUAUCAUAUCCUUCGUUACCGUCGUUAUAUUUAUAUUAAUUUUAUAUUCAUUAUUGAAUAAAAUCGAGGCUGUGUUACAGCGAUGAACCUACACAUUUUUGUAUUGACAUUGUUGAAUACAUUUUUGUAUACAUAUAAGCACACAACAUCGAAGGAUGUGCGUUAUUUAAGGGCUUAUUUAUUUAGUGUAAAUGAAGAAAUGAUUACGUACAAUUCAAUAGUAAGAGAAACUGCUCCGAGAUUUUUUAUAGGUAUUAUUUCAAUUAAUUUGGAAUGCGUACAAUUCGAAUGUAUUUUGGAGUACAGAUCUUUAUUUAUUUACUACCAGUGCCAGUUUGGGGACUGAAGUGAGCUUGGCAGAGGUGUACAUAUUGAACAAAUGCCGCACGCGUAGUAACAUAAAGGCCGAUUCCUACUUUUUUUCUAAUUUUAACCUUAUAUCUUAACGAUUUGACCGCUAAAGAUGGUAACUGACUCGCGCGACUACAGUCCAGUAUCAAACCUUCGUGCAUUCCGAUAAGCAGUGGCGUAGCGUGAACUAUUCUAGCCGUGGGCGAAGUUGCAUCUGCGAGGCCCUUUUCUUUUACUGUGCCGGAAGAGGCCUCGCGCGAGGCCCCCAUUUGGGCGCAAUCGUUCGCCCACGCCUGCCUACGCCACUGCCGAUAGGGUUCACGAUGACGCGCCGCACACGAUGCGGCGUUCAAAAGGAUACGAUCGAAUUUGUGACGCAGAUUUUCUACAAUCUUGAUUGCGAUAGGCUAUUUUGAAUUGUGAACCUUAUUUAUAUUCGUUUAUGAUUGAUUUUGUAACAGAUUGGGUCUUUGUAUUAUUGGGCGUGCGUUGUGACUCGCCGCAAGAUAUCGUUUUGUUACCAUGCGUCGAGUUUUGAUGCCGAUAGAUGAUUUUAUGAAUGUUAGUAAAUAUAUUUUAUUUAUAAAUAAA
This is a messenger RNA of Cydia fagiglandana, 3355 nucleotides long. It is a transcript of the gene muc, whose product is annotated as dihydrolipoyllysine-residue acetyltransferase component of pyruvate dehydrogenase complex, mitochondrial. Gene Ontology annotation, molecular function: dihydrolipoyllysine-residue acetyltransferase activity. NCBI's taxonomy places the organism in Eukaryota, Metazoa, Arthropoda, Insecta, Lepidoptera, Tortricidae. The transcript has 10 exons. Bases 121 to 1611 code for a protein of 496 amino acids. The record is from RefSeq and is a predicted model, not a curated record. Gene Ontology annotation, biological process: pyruvate decarboxylation to acetyl-CoA.